Molecule: messenger RNA, 2396 nt
Organism: Acyrthosiphon pisum (pea aphid)
Lineage: Eukaryota; Metazoa; Arthropoda; Insecta; Hemiptera; Aphididae
Product: acyl-CoA Delta(11) desaturase
Exons: 7
Coding region: 16-1326 (436 amino acids)
Biological process (GO): unsaturated fatty acid biosynthetic process
Cellular component (GO): endoplasmic reticulum membrane
Molecular function (GO): stearoyl-CoA 9-desaturase activity; iron ion binding
Source: RefSeq, a predicted model, not a curated record
AACACUCGUACACGAAUGAGUAGUUAUGAUAAGUUACGAGUUUUGCUGAGCGGAGUAGUGGAUCAACGUUUUUUUGCGGUACCCCUGUGCUACUCCACAUCAUUCAUCAAAACUUUGAAUACUUACUUAGAAUCAGGCGAUCAACUAGGGGCUGUGGUGACGGGAAAAGUUAUGAAAACUUGUGGCUUUUUAGAAGUAACCGGAUGCAUUUUUGCAUUACACUGGAAAACCUGUUACAGUUUUUAUCUAGGGCACUCCUCAUCCACCAUGGUCCAGAUGGGCGCGAAGACGACGACCAUAACGGAGUGCGACAUGUUACAACAGGAGACACACCUGUUGAAGGACGGCCAAAAUGAACAGGUGACGACCAACUACGACCGAGAAGAGUCGCAAUUCCCAGUCAGCAAGCAAGAAAUCAUAUGGACGAACGUCGUGUUCAUCACUCUGUUGCACGUCUUAUUCGUAUAUUGUUUUUGCAACUACUUCUUCUCCACGAAAUGGCAGACAUACGUAUGGUCUUUUAUAGUCGGCGGUAUUGGUGGAUUUGGAGUUACCGGCGGCGCACAUCGAUAUUUCACACAUAGAUCGUUCAAAGCGAAAUUACCAUUACAACUAAUACUCAUAUUGUGUUACACAGUAUCGGGACAGAACAACAUACCGGAUUGGGUUCGCGACCACCGAGUGCAUCACAAGUUCAGCGAGACGGACGCCGACCCACACAAUGCAAACAGGGGCUUCUUCUUCUCGCAUGUCGGUUGGCUGAUGCAACGCAAACAUCCCGAGGUCUACAGAAAGGGCAAGACCAUCGACAUGUCUGACAUCAACAACGAUCCACUGGUAAAGUUUCACACCAAGCACUUUUUACUGUUCAAGAUGUUGUUCUGUUUCAUUAUACCCGUUUUGAUAUCGGUGUACGCGUUGAAUGAAAACUGGGCGGAAGCCAUCAGCUCACUGGCCGUUGUCCGAUACGUGUUGAACUUGAACUUCACGUGGUCCGUCAACAGCGUAGCUCACAUCUGGGGAAGCAAGCCGUAUGACAAACGCAUUCAACCGGCACAGAACGUGGUGGUGUCCAUCGUGGCUAUGGGCGAGGGCUGGCACAACUAUCAUCACUCGUUCCCGUGGGACUACAGGGCGGCCGAGCUCGGCGGAUACUCGUUGAACACGACCACGCUGUGGCUAGACCUAUUCGCCGCCAUCGGUUGGGCGUACGAUCUCAAGACGGCGUCCAAGCAGCUCAUUCAGCAGGUGGCCGUCAAUCAAGGCGACGGAAGCUGGCGACAGGAACCGGAAACGGCGCACGCACGGGACUAUAAGACUUCAUAAACACUAAUUUAUUACAAUAUAAUAUUUUAAUACAUCAUUACGUUAUAAACGUUACGAUUAUUAUUAUCAUCAUCAUUAUUAUUAUUAUUUAACACGCGUGUGAGUGUGUUUGCAUGCGUGUAAAUGUGUGUGUUGUGUGUGUGUGUGUUAAAUGUUGAAUUUAACGUGUUGUAUACUUACGUAUAAUAUAAUAUAAUAUUAUACUAUUUUAUUAAUAUAGGUACCUAUUUUAUAUAAUAUUAUAAUAUGUACAGUGUACACGUGUAUUAUAUGUUACGAAAUAAUUUCUAAGAUACUUUAGAGUACCAUUAUUAUUAUACUUAUUACUAUUUUAGAUUAUAUUCAAUGGGUAUCGUUAUAUUAUAUUGUUAUCAUGUUGUUUCGUAUACUGCACUGCCCGUAGCCUUGCGGGAAUCCAAAACGGCAAAACGGUAACGACGGUAGAUUAAUACGUCACAAUAUUAUUCGUAUAUUUCGAUUGCUGCAUAAAUUAAAAUAUACGAUCUUGUGCAAACGGGCCACCCGAACUUGGUGUUUAGUGCGUUUAGGCCGUAUACGAAAGACUGGAUACGACAUAGAGACUAUUAUAGUUAUUAUUAUGAUAUUAUAUAAUAAUGUAAGCACGCGGUAGUUUUAUACGAACUCUUUCGUUCGUUUAGCUUAUUGCUUUCGAGCUCAAAUCAUAUUUUAUAACAAACAAAAUGAUUCCCGUGGAGUAGAAGACAAAAUAUUAUAAUAACCUGUUAUACUUUAUCGCCGCCGAAUAAAAGUGAUAUCGCUAAAAUCGUAUCCAAAAAAUAUAAUAUUCCCAUCACCUGAGCGCAUUUGACUGGACGUCCUCCCUCGUUGUCGCUCAUCGUAAUAUUAUAUUAUAUAUAGGUAUAACAGCGGGACCUAUAUCUUGAUUUUCCCGCAAACCUAUUAGGUAUAUACAUUAUAUGUUAGGUACAUGGUAUAAUAUUAUUGUCAUAGUAACCACAGCUGUAUACACGGUUAUAUUAUAUCCCAUUGCAUUGCAUUGUAAGGCAGAAGCCGACCGACGUUAAAAAAACAACUGUUCUUUUUGUGUU